AUGGGCAAGUUUAACAUCAUAAAGGAAACAAGCCAAGAUUCAUCCCCACACCUGGGUGCUCAUCUCAUUGACCAAGAGCAAGAUGAUUUCUGCAUUCCAAAACCAGCACAUGAGGCAGGCAAGAUUUGUGUGCUUGAGUCUGCUCAACAACAGGCAGCCAAUAUCCCAAUCUUAGAAGAGCAGAUUAUAAAUUUGGAAGCAGAAGUUUCGGCUCAAGAUAAAGUUUUGAGAGAGGCAGAAGAUAAAUUAGAGCAGAGCCAGAAAAUGGUGAUUGAAAAAGAACAGAGUUUGCAAGAGUCCAAAGAGGAAUGUAUAAAGCUGAAGGUAGACUUACUUGAACAAAGUAAACAAGGAAAAAGAGCUGAACGACAAAGAAAUGAAGCACUAUAUAAUGCUGAAGAGCUGAGUAAAGCUUUCCAACAAUAUAAAGAAAAAGUGGCUGAAAAACUGGAGAAGGUUCAAGCUGAAGAAGAAAUGUUAGAGAAAAAUCUAGUUAACUGUGAAAAAGAAAAUAAAAGGCUACAAGAAAAAUGUGACCUGUAUAAAAGUGAACUUGACAUUCUGAGGGAGAAAUUAAGGCAGUUAAAAGAAGAACAUAACAAUGGAAAAGAAAAAUUAAGGAUCAUGGCAGUGAGAAACUCAGAAGUCAUGUCACAAUUGACUGAAUCUAGGCAAAGUAUAUUAAAGUUAGAAAGUGAGUUAGAGGACAAAGAGGAAAUACUGAGAGAAAAGUUUUCUCUAAUGGACGAAAAUCGAGAAUUGAAGGUCCGAGUUGCAACACAGAAUGAACGACUGGAUUUGUGUCAGCAGGAAAUUGAAAACUCAAGGGUAGAACUGAGAAGUUUGGAAAAAAUGAUAUCCCAGUUACCAAAUGGCAUACAACUGGCCUGGAGGUAUAGCUUCAUGGUAGAACAUUUACCCAUCAUGUACAAGGUCCUCUGUUUGAUCCCUAGCACUGCAAAGAUUAAGGUUGCAAUAAAAGAGGCAGAAAUUCAGAAGCUUCAUGCAAAUCUGACUGCAAAUCAGUUAUCUCAAAAUCUGACCGCUUCUAAAGAUCACCAAGAAAGUAGUAAAUUAAAUACUUUAGAAGCAGAACCUAUAAAUCUAGGUGGUAAUCGAGUAGUAGAGAGAAUAAAAGAUCGAAGUCAACAUACCGUGAAUAAGCAGUAUGAAAGAGAGAGGCAAAAACUUGCUACUGGAAUAGAGGAGCUCCGUACUAAACUGAUACAAAUAGAAGCUGAGAAUUCUGAUUUGAAGGUUAACAUGGCUCACAGAACUAGUCAAUUUCAGCUGAUUCAAGAGGAACUACUAGAGAAAGCUUCGAACUCUAGUAAACUCGAAAGUGAAAUGACAAAGAAAUGUUCUCAACUUUUAACACUAGAGAAACAGCUAGAAGAUAAAAUAGUUGCUUAUUCCUCCAUUGCUGCAAAAAAUGCGGAACUUGAACAGGAGCUUAUGGUAAAGAAAAAACGACACAGCAAAGGUAGUGGCAAGAACUAUAAUGAGAAUCGUAUUUCUUCUGAAUCAGUCUCUUACAUCUGUGCAUAUGUUAUGCUUGAAGCUCAACUGGAGAAAAAAGACCAACAAUUUAAAGAGCAAGAAAAGACUAUGUCCAUGUUACAGCAAGAUAUAAUGUGUAAACAGCAUCAUCUUGAGUCACUAGAUAGACUUCUGACAGAAAGCAAAGUGGUCAGACAAUUAGAUUCAGCAUUAGAAAUUUGUAAGGAAGAACUUGCCUUGCAUUUGAAUCAGUUGGAAGGUAAUAAGGAAAAGUUUGAAAAACAAUUAAAGAAAAAAUCUGAAGAGCAUACUCUUCAGCAGCAGCAGCAGAUGUUACAACAGGAAACAAUUAGAAAUGGAGAGCUAGAAGAUAUUCAGACUAAACUUGAAAAACAGGUAUCAAAGUUGGAACAAGAACUUCAAAAGCAAAGGGAAAGUUCAGCUGAAAAGUUGAGAAAGGUGGAGGAAAAAUGUGAAGCAGCUGUACAUGAUGCCGAUUUGAAAAGGCAAAAAAUUAUUGAGCUUACUGGUACUUCUAGGCAAAUAAAACUGGAGAUGGAUCAUUAUAAAGAAGAACUGUCUAAAAUGGAAAAAGAAAUAAUGCAUCUUAAACGAGACGGAGAAAAUAAAGCAAUGCAUCUCUCUCAAUUAGAUAUGAUCUUAGAUCAGACAAAGACAGAACUAGAAAAGAAAACAAGUGCUGUGAAGGACUUAGAGAAGCUACAGCAGCACUCAGAAAAUGAGCUGACAGAGACCCUGCAGAAACGAGAAGCCCUGGAGAGUGAGCUACAAAAUGCUCACAGGGAGCUGAAAAGUACUUUAAGACAACUGCAGGAAUUGAGAGACGUGCUACAGAAGGCCCAGUUAUCCUUGGAGGAAAAAUAUACAACUAUAAAGGAUCUCACAGCUGAACUUCGAGAUUGCAAGAUGGAGGUUGAAGACAAAAAACAAGAACUCCUUGAAAUGGAUCAGGCACUUAAGGAGCGAAAUUGGGAACUAAAGCAAAGAGCAGCUCAGGUUACACAUUUGGAUAUGACUAUUCGUGAACACAGAGGAGAAAUGGAACAAAAAAUAAUUAAAUUAGAGGGUACUCUGGAGAAAUCACAGCUGGAACUUAAAGAGUGCAACAAACAGAUAGAAAGUUUAAAUGAGAAAUUGCAAAACGCCAAAGAACAGCUUCGAGAGAAAGAGUUUAUAAUGCUGCAAAAUGAGCAGGAGAUAGGUCAACUGAAAAAGGAAGCUGAAAGAACACAACAAAGGGUAAAAGAAAUUGAAAAGGUUAUGAAAGAGCAGGAACAGUACAUUGCUACACAGUACAAGGAGGCCAGAGAUUUGGGACAAGAAUUGAGGCUAACCCAGGAGCAGUUGCAGAACGCUCACACAGAAAUGGUGGAGGCUCAUCAUCAACAAGUCCAAGCACAAAGAGAAAUAGAAAGGCUCACCAGUGAACUAGAUGAUAUAAAACAACUUUCUAAAGAGAAAGAAGCUCACAGAAAUCAUUUAGCUGAAGAAUUAGGGGCGUCUCAAGUACGUGAAGCUCAUUUAGAAGCAAGAAUGCAAGCAGAAAUCAAGAAAUUGUCAGCAGAAGUAGAAUCGCUCAAAGAAGCUUAUCAUAUGGAGAUGAUUUCACAUCAAGAGAACCAUGCUAAAUGGGAGAUUUCUGCUGACUCUCAAAAGACUUCUGUUCAGCAGCUAAAUGAACAGUUAGAGAAGGCAAAACUGGAGUUAGAAGAAGCUCAGGACACUGUAAGCAAUUUACAUCAACAAGUUCAAGACAGGAAUGAAGUAAUUGAAGCUGCAAAUGAAGCAUUACUUAUUAAAGAAUCAGAGUUAACCAAAUUACAAGCUAAAAUUUCUGGACAUGAAAAGGCAGAAGAUGGCAAGUUUCUAUUAGUCCCAGUUACACCUUUAAAACAAACUAUGCCUGAUACUCAAGAUCCAGAGUUUGCUGAACAUUCUUACGCAUCUCUUUUCAAGUGCAGAAAACUCCGUCGUUCUAUUAGUGCCAGUGACCUUAGUUUCAAAACUCGUGGUAAUGAAGAUCUUUCUGAAGAAUUACUACAGGACUUUAAAAAAAUGCAAUUAAAUCAGCCUUCAACAUUAGAAGAAAGCCAAUCAGACUCAUUUAAACCUCUCAUAUAUAACCUAGAAGAUGAUCGUUCUGAGAGUAAUGACUUUAGUACUCUUAGUGGAAUGCUAAGGUACAUUAACAAAGAAGUUAGACUAUUUAAAAAGUCUUCUAUACCAACAGGUGCUGGUUUAACUCAGAGUAGAGCUUCUCAACUUGUACUUAAAUGA
Molecule: messenger RNA, 3798 nt
Organism: Chinchilla lanigera (long-tailed chinchilla)
Lineage: Eukaryota; Metazoa; Chordata; Mammalia; Rodentia; Chinchillidae
Gene: Ccdc18
Product: coiled-coil domain containing 18
Exons: 25
Coding region: 1-3798 (1265 amino acids)
Source: RefSeq, a predicted model, not a curated record